Molecule: messenger RNA, 1585 nt
Organism: Ipomoea triloba (trilobed morning glory)
Lineage: Eukaryota; Viridiplantae; Streptophyta; Magnoliopsida; Solanales; Convolvulaceae
Product: serine carboxypeptidase-like 17
Exons: 14
Coding region: 104-1486 (460 amino acids)
Biological process (GO): proteolysis; secondary metabolic process
Molecular function (GO): acyltransferase activity, transferring groups other than amino-acyl groups; serine-type carboxypeptidase activity
Source: RefSeq, a predicted model, not a curated record
AGCAAAAUAGUAUUUGGAGAGCGAGCUGAGCUGAUGAGGGAGUAAUAUAAUGGUCCAUGAAAUGAGUUGCAGUUAGCAGUACGUGUAUGAGUGUAGGCUAGAGAUGAGAAGCAUUGUGAUCAUGGCGGCUUCAAUCCUUGUGUUUCUGCUAUUGUUUAUGGCUCCAACGUUUUCAAAUUCAGAAGAGAUUGAAACUUUGCCUGGUUUCCCAGGAAAACUACCAUUCAAACUCCAAACCGGUUACAUUGGUGUGGGAGAAUUUGAACAAGUUCAACUGUUUUAUUACUUCAUUGAAUCUGAGAGGAGCCCAGAAAACGAUCCGCUCUUUCUAUGGCUCACUGGAGGCCCAGGUUGCUCUGCUCUCUCUCGUCUCCUCUAUGAGAUUGGUCCUUUCACCAUUAAUUAUGCAAAUUCCACUACUGGGGACAUCCCAUCUUUGGAGUUGAACCCCUAUGCAUGGACCAAGGUGGCCAACAUUAUAUUUUUGGAUCAACCUGUUGGAACUGGAUUCUCCUAUUCCAAAACAUGGGAAGCUUCCAUUUCUACUGAUACCUUAUCUGCACAACAAACUUAUAGUUUCCUCAUACAGUGGCUCCUGGACCACCCCAAAUUCCUCAGUAAUCCGCUCUACAUUACCGGAGAUUCCUAUUCUGGAAUCAUUAUUCCACUGAUUGUUCACAAAAUAUAUGAUGGUUUAGAAUCUGGGAUUGAGCCGCGUUUAAAUAUGAAAGGCUAUGUGGUAGGCAAUCCAAUGACUGCAGAUACUUAUGCAAACGAAAACAAUCAAGUCAUAUUUGCUUAUAGAAUGGGGCUUUUGUCACACAAUCUAUACCAGUCCACAAAAGAAAGUUGCAAUGGAAAUUACAAUAUAGAUGAACAUCCACAAAAUCCAGCAUGUCAAUAUGAUCUUCAAAGAGUAUCAAAGUGUGUUGAAAAGAUAAACAAGGCCCAAAUUUUAGAACCCAUAUGUAGCAAUGAAAAUUUAUUACUGAGUCUAGAUGGGAGGUCUAUUGGUGAAGAUUUACCACAACAGUGGUGCAGAGAAAAUAAUUAUUUGUACUCCAUCACCUGGGCAAAUAACAAAGCUGUCCAGAAAGCACUUCACGUGCGUGAGGGAACAAUAACAACGUGGGAUAGAUGCAACGACCAAAUCUCGUACAUUUAUAAUGUCCAAAGCACGGUUGAUUAUCAUCGGAGUUUCACUAACAAAUCCUAUCGAGUUCUAAUCUACAGUGGGGAUCACGACAUGGGUAUUCCUCAUAUAGGCACAGAAGAAUGGAUAGAGUCCUUAAAAGUUGGGGUUGUAGACGAAUGGAGACCUUGGUUCGUUGAAGAUCAAGUUGCGGGAUACACCAAGAAGUAUUCACAGAAUGAGUAUGAAUUGACAUAUGCAACUGUGAAGGGAGCAGGUCAUACAGCACCAGAAUAUAAACCACGAGAAUGUUUGUCAAUGCUUCAAAGAUGGCUUAGCUAUUAUCCUCUUUGAUUAUGUAAUGGAAUGCAUAUAUAUUCCAUAAUAAAAUUCCAUAUGUAAUGUACUUUCAUUAUAUUAAAAUGUAUUUUGUAUUCAUGGUUCACACAGUUA